Messenger RNA from Otolemur garnettii (small-eared galago), 3314 nucleotides. RefSeq names its product phospholipase A2 group VI (gene PLA2G6). Lineage: Eukaryota; Metazoa; Chordata; Mammalia; Primates; Galagidae. Gene Ontology annotation, cellular component: mitochondrion. The record is from RefSeq and is a predicted model, not a curated record. The transcript is spliced from 17 exons. Gene Ontology annotation, molecular function: protein binding. Gene Ontology annotation, biological process: cardiolipin acyl-chain remodeling; positive regulation of ceramide biosynthetic process. The coding region runs from base 111 to 2624 and encodes 837 amino acids.
UAGAAGUGCUGAGUAAGCCGAGGUUCCGCCAGGCCCAGACUGGGAGACAGCGCUGGUGGGGAGUAACCUGGGUGUCUGUGCAGGAAAGCGCUGCACGUGGUAAGGUGGGCAUGGGAGACCGAGCCCACCUGACCAGAGACCCCAUUUUCUUCCAGACUGAGGGGGAAGGCGGUGGGGCCUCCCCAUCAGCCCCACAGAAGAUGCAGUUCUUCGGCCGCCUGGUUAAUACCCUCAGUAGUGUCACCAACUUGUUCUCUAACCCAUUCCGGGUGAAGGAGGUGGCCGUGGCUGACUACGUAUCAAGUGACCGGGUUCGGGAGGAAGGGCAGCUGAUUCUGUUCCACAGCACUUCUGGUCGCACCUGGGACUGCAUCCUGGUCAACCCCAGGAACUCACAGAGUGGAUUCCGCCUCUUCCAGCUGGAGUUGGAGGCCGAUGCCCUGGUACUGUUCCAGCAGUACUGCUCCCAGCUGCCACCCUUCUAUGAAAGCUCCUCCCAUGUACUGCACACCGAGGUCCUGCAGCACCUGACUGAUCUCAUCCGCAACCACCCCAGCUGGUCAGUGGCACACUUGGCUGUGGAGCUGGGGAUCCGCGAGUGCUUCCAUCACAGCCGCGUCAUCAGCUGUGCCAACAGCACAGAGAAUGAGGAGGGCUGCACCCCCCUGCACCUGGCCUGCCGAAAAGGUGAUGGGGAGAUCCUGGUGGAGCUUGUACAGUACUGCCACGCCCAGAUGGACGUCACUGACAAUAAGGGGGAGACCGCCUUCCAUUAUGCUGUCCAGGGUGACAACUCCCAGGUGCUGCAGCUCCUAGGAAAGAACGCGUCGGCUGGCCUGAACCAGGUGAAUAACCAGGGGCUGACCCCGCUGCACCUGGCCUGCCAGCUGGGGAAGCCGGAGAUGGUUCGCGUGCUGCUGCUGUGUAACGCCCGGUGCAACAUCAUGGGGCCCAGCGGCUACCCCAUCCACUCAGCCAUGAAGUUCUCCCAGAAGGGGUGUGCCGAGAUGAUUGUCAGCAUGGACAGCAGCCAGAUCCACAGCAAAGACCCUCGCUAUGGAGCCAGCCCCCUCCACUGGGCCAAGAAUGCAGAGAUGGCCCGCAUGCUGCUGAAACGGGGCUGCGACGUGAACAGCACCAGCUCUGCGGGGAACACCGCCCUGCAUGUGGCAGUGAUGCGUAACCGCUUCGACUGCGUCAUGGUGCUGCUGACCCAUGGGGCCAACGCUGAUGCCCGCGGCGAGAACGGCAACACCCCGCUGCACCUGGCCAUGUCGAAAGACAACAUGGAGAUGAUCAAGGCCCUCAUUGUGUUUGGUGCAGAGGUGGACACCCCAAAUGACUUUGGGGAGACUCCUACAUUCUUAGCCUCCAAGAUCCACAAACUUGUCACCAGGAAGGCACUCUUGACUCUGCUGAGAACUGUGGGGGCAGAGUACCGCUUCCCUUUUACCGGAGGGGUCCCCACGGAUCAGGGCUCUACAGCAUCACAUCACCCCAUCCUCUCCCUGGACAGAGCUCAGCCCCCGCCGGUCAGCCUAAACAACCUAGAACUACAGGAUCUCUUGCACAUCUCCCGGGCCCGGAAGCCAGCAUUCAUCCUGAAUUCCAUGCGGGACGAGAAGCGGACUCAUGAUCACUUGCUCUGCCUGGAUGGAGGGGGCGUGAAAGGCCUUGUCAUCAUCCAGCUCCUCAUCGCCAUUGAGAAGGCCUCGGGUGUGCCCAUCAAGGACCUCUUCGACUGGGUGGCAGGGACCAGCACAGGGGGCAUCCUGGCCCUGGCCAUUCUGCACAGUAAGUCCAUGGCGUACAUGCGCGGCGUGUACUUUCGCAUGAAGGACGAGGUGUUCCGGGGCUCAAGACCCUACGAGUCAGGACCUUUGGAGGAGUUUCUGAAACGGGAGUUUGGGGAACACACCAAGAUGACAGACGUCAGGAAACCCAAGGUGAUGCUGACAGGGACACUAUCUGACCGGCAGCCGGCUGAACUCCACCUCUUCCGAAAUUAUGAUGCUCCAGAAUCUAUACGAGAGCCUCGGUUUAGCCAGAAUGUUAACCUAAGGCCUCCAACUCUGCCCUCAGACCAGCUCGUAUGGAGGGCAGCCCGAAGCAGUGGGGCAGCCCCCACCUACUUCCGGCCCAACGGGCGCUUCCUGGAUGGCGGGCUGCUGGCCAACAACCCCACGCUGGAUGCCAUGACCGAGAUCCACGAGUACAACCAGGACCUGAUCCGCAAGGGUCAGGGCGACAAGGUAAAGAAACUCUCCAUCGUCGUCUCUCUGGGGACAGGGAGAUCUCCACAGGUACCUGUGACUUGUGUAGACGUCUUCCGUCCCAGCAAUCCCUGGGAACUGGCCAAGACUGUUUUUGGGGCCAAGGAAUUGGGCAAGAUGGUGGUGGACUGUUGCACAGAUCCAGACGGGCGGGCGGUGGACCGGGCCCGGGCCUGGUGUGAGAUGGUCAGCAUCCAGUACUUCAGGUUGAACCCCCAGCUGGGGACAGACAUCAUGCUGGACGAGGUUAGUGACACGGUGCUGGUCAACGCCCUCUGGGAGACUGAGGUCUACAUCUAUGAGCACCGGGAAGAGUUCCAGAAGCUCAUCCAGCUGCUGCUAUCACCGUGAGGCCACCAGACCCCCAGCUGUCCCACCCCACCCAUUCACCCUUCCAGCCCCUGCUGGGGAGGCCAGGGGAGGACCAAGCACUGCACCAAUGGGCAGGUCUGGGCCUAGGCAGCUCUGCGUCCACAGACUGGGACUGGAGGUGCUGACUGCCUGCCUGAGGCUAGUCCUGAAGACCUCUCUCCCCCAACCCCACUCUCCAGUGCUUUCUGUUAUUCCAGGCUUAGAAAGUCUAGAGCCCCCUCUACCCCUCCUUUGGGCUAUGAAGGACAACUGGGUUGCCCUGUCAGCCUAAACACUAAGGGUGCUGGGGCACCCCGGCCUCCCAGAGGGCCUGCUAAGGCUACUUUCUGCCCCAGCCUUAAGCAGGGGGCUCUCCAGGUUCCCUGAUGGGUACAGCCCACCCCUUCUACCCUCUGCUCUAUUCCCUGGGGUUUGGGGUAGAGAAACGGUGCGUCCCCCACACUAUCUACAGGGAAAGCCUGGGCUGCAGGAGCAGCACACCCGUUCGACUUUGCCCCUCCACACUGCCCAGCUGCUGCACCCCCCAGGGCCGCCCCACCCUGAGAACUGCCUCAGCUCUCAAAGGUCACUCCUAGAAAUUAAGUAAUCUUUCCUGAUGGAAGGGGUUUAUGAGUAGGGUGAGGCUUCAGGGUCUGCCCUGAGACUGUGAAAUAAACGGUUUGAAUUCAA